Messenger RNA from Hypomesus transpacificus, 2698 nucleotides. RefSeq names its product NADPH oxidase 1 (gene nox1). Gene Ontology annotation, biological process: defense response; superoxide anion generation. Lineage: Eukaryota; Metazoa; Chordata; Actinopteri; Osmeriformes; Osmeridae. Bases 63 to 1751 code for a protein of 562 amino acids. The transcript has 13 exons. Gene Ontology annotation, cellular component: NADPH oxidase complex; plasma membrane. Gene Ontology annotation, molecular function: superoxide-generating NAD(P)H oxidase activity. The record is from RefSeq and is a predicted model, not a curated record.
CAUUAAGGCAGCAGGUAAACUAGGUUUGGCACUUAAGUGUAUUGAGAAGCAAGUCCAUCAAAAUGGGUCACUGGAUUAUCAACCAUGGACUCACUUACUUCAUACAGGUGGUCUGGAUGGCAAUCAACAUAUUCCUUUUCGUCUGGUUCUUUUUUAUCUACGAGUUGGGGGAUCAGUAUUUCUACACUCGUCACAUUUUGGGGACAGCGCUGGCUUGGGCCAGGGCUCCUGCAGCCGUCCUAAACUUCAACUGUAUGCUCAUCUUGCUGCCUGUGUGUCGGAACCUGCUCUCUCUCCUUCGUGGUUCCUUUAUGUGUUGUGGGAGGACAAUGAGAAAACAGCUGGACAACAAUCUGAGUUUCCACAAGAUGGUUGCAUACAUGAUUGGCUUGAUGACAGCUGUUCACACCAUAGCGCAUCUCUUCAACAUGGAAUGGUUCUACAACAGUAGACAGGGGAAGUAUGACGAACUCAGCACAACUCUAUCGAACCUGGGAGACGAUGAUGAUGAGACAUACCUGAACCCAUUCAGAUCCCUCUCUGAUACUCCCUCCUAUAUCGUGUUCACCACCAUUGCUGGGAUUACAGGGGUGAUUAUCACGCUCUGCCUCAUCCUCAUCAUCACCUCCUCUAUGGAGGUCAUCAGACGCAGCUACUUUGAGGUCUUCUGGUACACACACCACCUCUUCAUAGUAUUUUUUGCAGGCCUGGUCAUCCAUGGGGCUGGACGCAUUGUGCGGAGUCAGCAAAACAUAGACUCACCGUAUAACCUCACCUACUGUAAAGACGAUUUGGAUGACUGGGGGGAAAAACCGGAGUGUCCUAUCCCGCAGUUUGCAGGGGGGUUCCCACAGACUUGGAUGUGGGUGAUUGGUCCCAUGGUGAUCUACUUGUGUGAGAGGUUGCUGCGAUUCAUCCGUUACAUGCAGAACGUCGAGUACAGAAAGAUUGUUAUCCGGCCAUCCAAGGUGUUGGAGCUGCAGUUGGUGAAGAACGGAUUCAAGAUGGAUGUGGGUCAGUAUGUCUUCCUCAACUGCCCAGAAAUCUCCCCACUGGAGUGGCACCCCUUCACCAUGACCUCUGCCCCUGAGGAGGACUUCUUCAGCGUCCACAUCCGUUCUGCAGGCGAUUGGACCCAGAAGCUCAUCAGCAUGGUGGAGCAACUGCCCGAGGGGGCACAGGGUCCCAAAAUGGGGGUGGAUGGUCCAUUUGGGACAGCGAGUGAGGAUGUCUUUGACUAUGAGGUCAGCAUGCUGGUUGGUGCUGGUAUUGGAGUCACCCCGUUUGCUUCUAUCCUCAAGUCCAUCUGGUACAAAUUCAAAGAAUCCAACCCUAAGCUACGAACCAGAAAGAUUUACUUCUAUUGGCUGUGCCGAGAGACAAGUGCUUUUGAGUGGUUUGCAGAUCUGCUGCAGGUGUUGGAGAGGGAGAUGGAAGAGAGAGGCAUGGGCGACUUCCUCACAUACAAACUCUACCUCACUGGAUGGGACCAGAGCCAUGCCAAUCAUGUGAUGGUUCACUUCGAUCAGGACACGGACGUCGUCACAGGACUGAAGCAGAAAACGCACUAUGGCAGGCCAAACUGGGAAAAGGAGUUCGAACAAGUCCGCAAUGAAAACCCAACGGCAGUGGUGGGGACAUUCCUGUGUGGCCCUGCAGCUUUGGCUGAUGUCCUUGCAAAGAAAUGUGUGAAGUACUCAGACGUGGAUCCCAGAAAGACCAAAUUCUACUUCAACAAGGAAAACUUCUGAGAUGAGAUUCUUCCCUCUUUGAAGGACACGCUUUGCUCUUGGCUCUUUCAAAAUAUUGCGUUUGCAAUACUAGUUUUGUGCAUCAGUGGAACACAAUAGUGUUGAAACUCAGUUUGACGGAGCUGGCAGUCUCUGUGACUCCUACAAUAGGUGUGUUUAAAUACCUGUAGGAUUCUACCUCCACAAAAUAACUCAAUUUGAGCACAUCACGAAUAAUAAUAAUGUAUUCAUUUAGAAAAAGUCAUUUUCUUGUAGUGUGAUGUCAAUCCUGCUCAGGUAUUGGCUCUUGAUCCUUAACCUUUCAGUGAUGAGUCAGGUAACCGUCAUCCAUAAAAAGCCUUUGUGUGCUGCUGGAUAGCAUUGCUGAUUACUGUUUGUGACUGUUGGUAGUGAUCCAAGUUGGUGGCUGAGGUGUGUUAGAGGUGUGUUCCAUGUUACGUCAUCUUUUUGACAGGUGUACGUGUUCCAGGGUCCGCACAUUAGGAUCGACAGAACAGGACAGAAAGUUGAAUCCUCUCAAACUCGAGGAAUGACUAUUGCCUUUGUCACCUAUCCUCUUUCAGGUCUGUUUCACUGUUGUGUUCAUGUUCAGGUCUUAUCUCGUUUUACGGCUCCUCCUGAGUAAAAGUCCCCAUAAGAUAUGUCACCAAUCAGUUAUUUGUUAUGGGGUGUGUUUGUCCAUGUUUGGUCAGAGACAAGGAAAUGAGAAAUGUUUUUGGGAAAUAGUCUUAUUUCUAGAAACACCAUAAAAGAGAAGGAAGUAUGGUCAAGGUGAUUCCCAUCAGUCGUGUAGUCAAUUCUGAGUCAUGCACUGAAGAAAUCACUGCUAGACUUUGUUACUUAAAUCCACAAGGUCAAUUGUUAAGCAUCUUGCAACUAAUCACCCUCACAAUCUGUUUGUAAAUGAUAAAACACAAAACGAAUUAAAACUGUGUGGGUAAAAUGAA